UUCUCUUCUUCUUCUCAUUCUUCUUUCUCUCAUUCUCUUCAUUCAUCCUCAUCAACCCCAACCACUCUUUUCAGCAACUUACUUCCUUCCCCUAUACAUAAUACUCAACAUGAAAUUCAUUGCUGUCGCCGCUGCUGCUGCUUCCUUGGCUGCCGUUAGUGCUCAAAAGAUUGCCAUCAACAACCCCAUCGAUGGAACCGUAUGGACUUCGGGUCAGACUGGCUACAUUGCUUGGACCGGCAACUGUGCUAGCAUGGGCAACGCUUCCCACGCUGUCGAUAUCCACCUCGUCAACGGUCCCUCGAAUGCAGUUCGUUAUGUCACCACCUUAGGCUCACUCGAUUGCUCUGGAGCCAUCUCCUCCACUACCAUCCCUAUUCCCAGCAACGUCACUUCUGGAGUCUACUCUCUCCGUGUCUUGACCACCCCUGACAACUCUUAUAGCAGCCAGUUCCAACUCAACAACCCUGCCUCUCCUGCCGUUCCCACCGGUGGUCCCACAACCACUGGCGGUCAACAACCCCUGCCCACUGACAACAAGCCUAGCUCUGCAAGCUCAUUGGCUGCUGGUUCCAUCGUUGCCCUGGUCGGUACCGUUGCCGCUGCAUUCCAAUUCCUUCUUUAAAGUAUUUGUUUACUAAUCAUUGGAUGUAUUCAGAAGGUUUAACCCAACCAACAAGAUAUAAAAAAACAAAACAGACAGGAGCAAGCCACGAAGAUGAGAUAGAUCUCCAAAAGGGAGGGAAAAAAGGAAAAGGAGGCUCUCUUUCUUGAUGGAGAAGGCUCUCGUUUCUUUAACUUGUUC
Molecule: messenger RNA, 805 nt
Organism: Lobosporangium transversale
Lineage: Eukaryota; Fungi; Mortierellomycota; Mortierellomycetes; Mortierellales; Mortierellaceae
Exons: 2
Coding region: 110-625 (171 amino acids)
Source: RefSeq, a predicted model, not a curated record